CCCAUGUGAUCACCAGCUGUGCUCUCCUCUCUCCUAGAUAUAUAUAUACUCCAUCUCUCCUCUCUCACUCAGACUUUUGACCCUAUUUACCCCCCCCUCUCUCUCUCUCUCUCCAAAUAAUACAAACAAACACCACCUUAGCCAUCAACCUCUCCCCUCUCUUUCCCUCUCUAAUGGCAGAAAAACACCUACCCAUAUCUUGAAAUCAAAAACCCAUCUCUUUUUUCAGCUCAAACUUCAAUAUGAAGCCUCAUAAUGUUUUCUACACUGCCUUUUCUCUCAGCUCACACAAGCUUUUCCUGCUGUUUUACCUUGUUUGUGCUGUGUUUUCUUCUGUUUUAGGAGCUAAUAGUGACUUGCAGCAGCUCAUGUCUUUCAAGUCUUUGAUUUCAGACAAAACUCUGCUUCCUAAUUGGUCUACAAGCACCAGCUUGUGUGAGUUCAGUGGUGUUACAUGCAAUAUAAACUCAAGAGUUGUGGCUAUAGAUCUGAGCACCAAGAAGCUGCAUCUUGAUUUUGUAAAGGUUGAGCCUUUCUUGCUAACUUUGCCAAAUUUAGAGACCCUUUUGCUCAAGAACUCAAAUAUUACAGGAAAGUUGAGUCUUUCAGCAAGAUCUCAAUGCAGUCCUGUUUUGACAAAGUUGGAUCUAGCUGAAAACAGCAUUUCUGGCCCUGUUUCUGAUGUUUCAAGCUUGUCUUCUUGCACAAAGUUGAAAUCUUUGAAUCUUUCUGGGAAUUUUAUGGAGUUCCCAGCUAGUGAUUCUAAAGGAUUGAGCUUAAGUCUUGAAAGUCUUGAUCUUUCUUACAAUAAGAUUGUUGGACCAAACUUUAUGCCUUGGUUAUUAUCAGGGGGUUGUUCUGAGCUGAGCUAUUUAGCUUUGAAGGGUAAUAAAAUUGCUGGUCCUGUUGCUCACAUACAAGAUUGCAAGAGCUUGGAGUAUCUGGACCUUUCUGCUAACAAUUUCUCAGUUGGGGUCCCCAAGUUUGAUGAUUUCUUGGUUCUAAACCAUCUUGAUUUAUCAUUGAACAAGUUUUAUGGUGAUAUAAGUGGCUCUAUAGCCUCUUGCAAGAACCUUACUUUUCUUAAUGUCACCCAUAAUCAAUUUGGUGGUGGAGUGAUUCCAGUUAUACCAAGUAGAAGUAUCAAGUUUUUGUAUUUAUCAGCCAAUGAAUUUCAAGGGCUUAUGCCUCCUCAUCUUGCUGAUUUGUGCCCAAGUCUGGUGGAGUUGGAUGUUUCUGUGAAUCAUUUGUAUGGUUCUGUCCCUGAAAACUUUGGUGCUUGCUCUUCUCUGGAAAAGUUUGAUAUUUCUCACAACAAUUUCUCUGGUAAGUUACCAAUUGAUACUCUUCUUAAGUUGGGUAGCUUGAAGGAUAUGCUGUUUGGAUUCAAUUAUUUUGUUGGGGACUUGUCUGAUAGUUUCUCAAAAAUGACAAAGUUGAAAACUUUAGAUGUUAGUUCUAAUAAAUUGAGUGGUGUGAUUCCUGUUGGGAUUUGUCAAGAUCCUAGAAAUAGUUUGAAGGUGUUGUACCUUCAAAAUAAUGAGUUAACUGGUCCAAUACCAGAGAGUCUUAGUGAUUGUUCAAAUUUGGAAUCCCUUGAUUUGAGUUUUAAUUAUCUUAACGGGACAAUUCCACCAAGUUUAGGGUCUUUAUCAAAUCUUCGGGAUUUAAUAUUAUGGUUGAAUCAGCUUCAUGGGGUUAUUCCAGAAGAGUUGAUGAACAUAAAGACUCUUGAGAAUUUGAUACUUGAUUUUAAUGAUUUGACUGGAUCAAUCCCUGCUAGUUUAAGUAAUUGCACUAGUUUGAAUUGGAUUUCUUUGUCGAAUAACCAGUUGAGUGGUGAGAUACCUGCUUCAUUUGGUCAGCUGACCAAUUUAGCAAUUCUUAAGCUUGGGAACAACUCGCUCACCGGAAACAUUCCAUCAGAAUUGGGGGAUUGUCGCAGCUUGAUAUGGAUGGAUCUUAAUACAAAUUUGUUAAACGGAACUAUCCCACCUUCUCUGUUUAAACAAUCUGGCAAUAUUGCUGCGGGAUUGCUUACUGAGAAGCCAUAUGGGUAUAUUAAAAAUGAUGGCAGCAAGGAGUGCCAUGGAGCCGGGAAUUUGCUUGAAUUUGGAGGAAUACGACAAGAGCAGUUGAAUAGAAUUUCGACAAGGCAUCCUUGCAACUUUACUAGAGUUUACUGGGGCAUCACAGAACCUACAUUUCACAACAAUGGGUCCAUUAUUUUCCUUGAUCUUUCUUAUAAUAAGUUGGAGGGCGGUCUCCCAAAGGAGCUUGGGUCCAUGUACUAUAUCCAGAUCCUCAACUUGGGGCAUAAUGAUCUGUCUGGUCCAAUCCCUCAAGAGCUUGGGAAAAUGAGGUGUGCUGCGAUUCUCGAUAUGUCGUAUAAUCGAUUGAAUGGAUCGAUUCCUCAGUCCUUGACUGGCCUUAAUUUCCUUGGUGACAUUGAUCUGUCAAACAACCAUCUUUCUGGUUUGAUCCCGGAAUCUGCUCCGUUUGAUACUUUUCCAGAAAACAGAUUCUUGAACAAUUCAGGCCUCUGCGGAUAUCCGCUUCCUCGUUGCGGGCCAGGUUCAAAUGCAAACUCUAGUGGUCAACAUAAGAAGUCCAAUCGUAGACAAGCGUCUCUAGCUGGAAGUAUUGCAAUGGGGCUGUUGUUCUCGCUUUUCUGCAUCUUUGGUUUUAUUUUAAUAGCGGUCGAGACCAGGAAAAGGAGGAAGAAGAAGGAAGCUGCCCUUGAAGCUUAUAUGGAAAGUCAUUCACAUUCUGGUGCUGCAAAUAGUGGUUGGAAACUAACUAGUGCACGUGAGGCCUUAAGUAUCAACCUUGCAACAUUUGAUAAACCACUCAGAAAGCUCACUUUUGCAGAUCUUCUUGAAGCCACCAACGGUUUUCACAACGACACACUUGUAGGUUCAGGUGGCUUUGGUGAUGUUUAUAGAGCUCAAUUAAAGGAUGGAAGUGUUGUUGCCAUCAAAAAACUCAUUCAUGUGAGUGGGCAAGGGGAUCGAGAAUUCACAGCUGAAAUGGAGACCAUUGGUAAAGUCAAGCACCGAAAUCUUGUACCCCUCUUGGGGUACUGCAAGGUGGGAGACGAACGGCUGUUGGUUUAUGAAUACAUGAAGUUUGGAAGCCUGGAAGAUGUAUUGCAUGACCGCAAGAAAAUAGGAAUCAAGCUAAAUUGGGCUGCAAGAAGAAAAAUUGCCAUUGGAGCAGCAAAGGGACUGGCAUUUCUGCACCACAGUUGUGAUCCUCACAUUAUCCACAGGGAUAUGAAAUCCAGCAAUGUUUUGCUUGAUGAAAAUUUGGAGGCCAGAGUUUCUGAUUUCGGAAUGGCAAGGGAAAUGAAUCCAAUGGACACCCACUUGAGUGUAAGCACGUUAGCGGGCACACCUGGUUAUGUCCCUCCGGAAUACUACCAGAGUUUUAAAUGCACAACGAAAGGUGAUGUUUAUAGUUAUGGUGUCGUCCUGCUUGAGCUGUUAACAGGAAAACAGCCAACCGACUCAAUGGAUUUCGGGGACAACAAUCUUGUGGGGUGGGUUAAACAGCAUACAAAGUUAAAAAUAAUCGAUGUUUUCGAUCCACAACUACUGAAAGAAGACCCGAGCCUCAUGAUCGAGCUCUUAGAACAUUUAAAGAUAGCGUGUGCUUGCUUAGACGAUCGGCAAUGGAAACGGCCUACAAUGAUCCAAGUAUUGGCAAGUUUCAAGGAAAUUCAAGCUGGAUCAGGUUUCGAUUCCCUGUCGACGAUAGGAGCAGAUGAGGUCAAUUUUGGUGCAGUUGAAGGGAUAGAGAUGAGCAUAAAAGAAGAUGUGGAAAUGGGCCAUGAUGACUGAUACUGAUACAAAAAACUCUACUCUGCAGAAACCAAGCCAAGUUUUCCAACAGCUAAGGUCAUUCUUUGGUGAAUCAAGAAACAAAAUGCUGCCUGGUGGAGAUGAUGUUCUUGUAGUCAGCUGCUUCCCAAAUUUUCCCACUACUAAAUCUCCACAAAAAAGCAAGCUGGCAUUGUAUUAUUAGUAAAAUGUAUGUAUUAUUAGUCAUAUUUUGGAAAAAUCUUGUUUAUUACUCCAUACACCUCCUUUGAUAAGAUAAAUGUUGUUGAAUCAGUUGGUGUAGAACACUGUACAUACAUAUAUAUAAGCUGAGUUUGUUAUGUCUUUGUUUAA
This is a messenger RNA of Daucus carota subsp. sativus, 4175 nucleotides long. RefSeq names its product systemin receptor SR160. Gene Ontology annotation, molecular function: protein binding; protein kinase activity; ATP binding. The transcript has a single exon. The coding region runs from base 243 to 3842 and encodes 1199 amino acids. Gene Ontology annotation, biological process: protein phosphorylation. The record is from RefSeq and is a predicted model, not a curated record. Lineage: Eukaryota; Viridiplantae; Streptophyta; Magnoliopsida; Apiales; Apiaceae.